This is a messenger RNA of Psylliodes chrysocephalus, 2809 nucleotides long. The record is from the annotation of a GenBank genome assembly. NCBI's taxonomy places the organism in Eukaryota, Metazoa, Arthropoda, Insecta, Coleoptera, Chrysomelidae.
GAAAUCCCCAAACUUAAAUUAAAUUUGACAUAUGACAUUCAAUAAUAGGGAAACCAUCUUUGAAACCAUGGUAUGCGUAAUGUCACCACAGUAACCACAAUACUGUAACCAGUAUGUUGUAGUAAGCUUAUAAAGAAAUGCCUAAGGUCGGUGUGUUUAGUGAGGAAAAGAAGUCCUCUUUCAAUUUUGGAACUGUUCCUGUUUUUAGCGCAUCUAGAACAACUCAACAUAUUUGAGAAUGUUUAGGAAAAUCACGUUGGUAUGUUGGUAAGCACCGGCAAACGUCAAAAUCAGCUGUAUGAGAUGGGAGGUGAAUUUGACGUUUAAUGUUUUAAAUUUUCUUUAUAAACAUUUUGAUUCAUGAAUUUAUAAAUAAUGGUUUCUGUACAUGAUAAAUGGAUUAGAAUUUUUGAUAUACCGGAUAUUAGAAAGCAUAAAAGCGGUUUUACAAUUUACAAAGUAGUUUCUAUGUUAUAUCCAGAGUCAUGUCCCGAUGCUGUUACAAAAGUGACGGUUUGGAAGAGAUACAACGAUUUUAGAAGACUUCAUAGAGAGCUGAAAAGUCUUUAUAAAAAGAUUACUAAAAGCAAAGACUUUCCUAAUUUACCAGCUAAAACAUUAUUAAAACGUUUUGAUGAGGAAACUAUCCAAGAACGUAAACAAAGUAUUUUAAACUUCUUAGACUUCCUAGGAGGGCAUUAUCAGCUGUUUACAUCAAAAGAGUUUGUAAAAUUUCUUGAGUCCAGCCAUACACCUUCAGAACAUUUAAGCAGUAACAUAAUAUCCAUUAGAGCAGAACUUCAAUUACCAGAAGAUCCUGAAGUAUGUGCUGUCCUUUCAGAUGAUGAUAAUACAGUCAGUGACACCGAUUCUGUAUCAACAAUGUGCAGCUUGUCUAACCCACUUCAGGUGGACAUAUUGACAGAGUCAACAAAACCCAAUAAUCACCAUCAGCAUUCAAAACUUCAUAAAUUCAGUUCUACAGCUUCAUUAAAUUCUCAUACUUCCUCAAACAACUCGGAUUUGUCUAAUAUCACUAACAUAUUUGAUAAUAUCAGCUUAUUAGAUGGCCAUAGCUACAACAUACCUCUUAUAAAAAGUUUGGACGACAACAUUCAGUAUAUUCUUGAUGCAUCUGUUCAUAUAAAUUUGGCUGCUGAACUGGAAGAAGAUAGAAAAUUCGAAGAGGCGCAUGUAGCUUAUAAUACAGCUAUUGAUAUUUUAUCCAAACAUGGAAAUGAUGACCCCGUUUAUGAAAGGAAACAACUGGUAAAAUAUAAAAUUAACAAGUAUCGUAUUCGUGCCGAUAAAAUCUACAACAUGCACCUUUCUCCAGAAAUAAAGAGUUUAGAGGUAAUGAACGAAUCCAUCGAAGAAGAUACUAGUAAGAGGCCUUUAUUUGACCUUUAUAAGUUUAAAGUGGUGAAGAUUAUUCAUUCUGGUAUAUUAGUUUUACACUCUGAAUUGCAAAAGUUAUUUUAUGUUAAAGUAAUACACAAAACUACUCAGUUCCUCAACGAAAAUUUGAUAUUGCCUGAAAACGUGCCUUAUAUGGUCAAACUUGAAAGUCAUUAUAACUGUGAAAAUGCUUUAUUUUUAGUAUUAGAAUAUCGUAGUGGUAUGAAAUUAUCAGAAUAUCUUAGACGACAAGGAAAUGAUACAUCCUUUGACAAAGAUGAAGAAUUUAUAACAAAUCAAAUUCAAGAAGAUUCGGAUAACGAUUCAGAAGCAAGUUUUUCAGAUCUCAUUAAUGAUUAUAAUAUUUCUCGAUUGGCAAAUUCGAGUAAUUCAAGCAAAACAAUUUCAAAUAGAGAACAAUCUGAAGAAAGAGAUAGUGACGGCAGCUUUGAAAAAGUGGAUGUUGCUGAUUAUGCAUUACCAGAAGAAGUUUUUGGAGAUAACAAGCCUAUGAAUUCUCCGGAUACGGUGCUUACAGAUCAAAUAUUUCACCACAAGUACACCCGACGAAAAGUUAGCAAUGCGGAUAAAAGGGACUUUAGUAACGAAAGCGUUGCUAGUAACCAAAGAAAAUUAAGUGAGAUUUCUUCUAUUUUUGACUUCGAGAUCUUUUCCAAUAGAUUAGUUGUUCCAGAAAAGAUGGUAGUUAAAUGGGCAGCCCAGUUACUUUUAGCGUUGGAAAAAUUGCACACUCUUGGUGUAAUAUGCAGGGAUCUCCAAUUUAAAAAUGUGUUAAUAGAUGAUAAGGAAGAUAUUCUAUUAACGUACAAGUGCAAUAACAAAGAAUUGGGAGAUUUAUUUUCAUCUAGUAUUAAUCACAAUUUAGCACCAGAGGUAUAUAGUUUCCAUCAAGUAAGGAAUGCUGCAGACUGGUACAGUUUUGGAGCUAUUCUUUAUGAAUUAUUGGUUGGAAUGCCGCUCUCUGAAAUUCACAUGAAUGGUAUAAAUAUGUGUAACUGUCUGAAAAUUCCAAAGUACGUCUCACCUCAAGGAAGAUCAUUACUCAAACAGUUACUUACCUAUGACCCUCAAGAGAGAUUGGGCACUGGUGUUAAUGGCACCGAGAACCUUAAAUCCCACCCUUUCUUCAAAUCUAUUUCUUGGGACGCUUUGAAUUAAUGAUAAGUUUUGCUUAUUUUUUUUAUAACUUGAGCUGUGUUAUGCAUUACAUUAAUCAUACUGAUGUUUUAUAUUCAUUAAUAUUUUUUACUCUGUGACAGUAUAUAUGUUAUUUAAGUUUAUGUUAAAUUUGUCUAAAAAUUUUGCAUAUUAUUCCAUAUUGGAAAAUGCAUUUUCGUCCUUAUUUACCCUAAAAUAAUCACUUCUGUGAUUUUAAUCAAAAAUAAAAAGC